This is a messenger RNA of Harpegnathos saltator (Jerdon's jumping ant), 1502 nucleotides long. RefSeq names its product RPII140-upstream gene protein (gene 140up). Bases 511 to 1311 code for a protein of 266 amino acids. Gene Ontology annotation, cellular component: mitochondrion. Gene Ontology annotation, biological process: mitochondrial respiratory chain complex I assembly. Lineage: Eukaryota; Metazoa; Arthropoda; Insecta; Hymenoptera; Formicidae. The transcript has 5 exons. The record is from RefSeq and is a predicted model, not a curated record.
GCUUUUAGCCAACCUUACGAUUCAGCUUAGCAUGUGAGUGGCGUUGGAGCAUCUGUUGUAUGCGCAGAGCCAUCUAUUAAAGAAGAAGAAGAAGAAGUAAACCCAACCUGGAGCUCAGUAGUACGGCAGAUAACGUCCUAAUGUUUAUAACAAUACGGGCUUACGAUUGGUAUAAGUUUUUAACUGUAAUAACUUAACCAGUCAUGAUUGAAAGUGAGAAGAAUAAUUAAAUGUGAUUGAUCUAUUUGUUAUACCUGGAAAUUUAUGACAUCUGUGUGGAUAUGGAGUAGUUAAAUGACAUUUUUGCAACAUAAUUCAGAAACAGAUAAAAAGAAUAUUUAUGUUCAAAAAUUAAAAACUUUGGUUUAAUGCAUUAAUUUUACAUAUGUACACACACACACACACACUCUUACACAAGACUCAUUAAUGAAAUUCAUCAUAUUUGUAUAUUCAUCAUAUUGUAUACAAUAACUUGGUGAUAUUUGCACUUAGAAUUCUUUAAAGUUCAAAAUGCUACGUUCAAUUUUAUUCAGAGGGCCAAUGUUAUUAAGUAUAUAUCCAUUUAAUAUAACAUCUAAUGAACAGUACGAUAGGCCUGUUAAUAAAAAGCCAAUAAAGCUAUUGGAAGAUGAAAUGGGUUGGGACAGAGUGAAGAAGAUUUUUUGUCUGAAUGAAGAAGGUCUGUUUACAAAAGAAUUACAAUCCAUCACAAAUGUGACAUUGACAGGAGGUCUAAUUGGUCUAGUAAUUGGUGGUAUAUCUGCAACUAAAAAUACUAUAAAUAACUUCAUCUCAAGUAAUGAAGCAACAAGGUUUAUAAACCAUUUUGAAGCAAAGAAGCAUCUUCAACGAGAAGUUUUUCUAACUUUUGUAAAAAAGGGUGCAGUGUUGGGAAAAAAACUUGCGACAUUUUCUUUCAUAUUCAGUGCUCUAGCAACAUGCACAACAGCAUAUCGAGCAAAGAUAGGAGUAGAAAAUUAUGUAUUUGCUGGUGCUGUAACAGGAUCAUUAAAUAGAUUGAACUUGGGACCUCGAGCAUUGCUUGUUGGUGCUGGACUUGGUAGUACACUGGGUGCCGUAUAUGGUACUGUAACAGUUCUUCUACUUUAUUUGACAGGAACAACUAUAGAUGAAAUAAUGCAGGUGCAACAAGACUGGGUAAUAUCGAGGAAUAUGGAUAUAGAAGAGAAAAUAAGAAAGUAUGCAUCUGAAGAGGAAGAAUCUGAAAUAAAAAAAUUAUUCGUAACAAAUCAGGAAAUACGAGCAUGGGAAGAAGAAUAUCAGAAAGCCAAAAAAGAAAGUGGCUCCUAAUACCUUGUUAUUAUGCAAAUAAAUGUUAUACAUAGAUAUCUGUGAGUUUAAAAUAUUUAUUAUACAUUUAUCGGCAAUUGUCUUUGAGUUUUAUGAAGUUUCCAAAUAAUUUGAAAAUAUCUCCAAAAAACCAAAGAAUCGAAAUCACAAAUGUAAAUACACAAAGCAAAUAAAGUAAAACGAUUAAUGAU